Molecule: messenger RNA, 960 nt
Organism: Stegodyphus dumicola
Lineage: Eukaryota; Metazoa; Arthropoda; Arachnida; Araneae; Eresidae
Product: protein PFC0760c-like
Source: RefSeq, a predicted model, not a curated record
AUGCAUGUUGAUAUUGAACUUAAAGGAACUCAGUUAACUGCUCUCUAUGACACUGGAUCACAAGCAACACUUAUUACGGAGAAAACAUACCGGAAAAUUGGUUCUCCACCAUUAUAUCCUUAUAGAAUUACAUUCUCAGGACUUGGCCAAGACACAGUUCAAAAUGAUGACAAUCUGGAUUUGGAUAACCACGAUGACAAAGUUGAAGCUAAUACCAAUCAUGGAGCUCAUGAAGAUGAUGUUGAUAAAGAUGGUGAUGACGCAGACAACGAGAUGGAUCAAGAUCAUGAUAUUGAUGAUGACGACAAUCAUAACGCUAAUGGUGCUGCUGAUGAUAAUGGCACUCAUGAAGCUAAUGAAGAUGUUAAUCAUGUUGAUCAAGGUGACGUUGCUGUUGUUGAUGAAGAUCAUGUCAAUGAGGAUGAUGUUGAUGACAACGAAGAUGAUGAUGAUGACAGUCAUGAAGCUAAUGAUGAUGAGGAUGUCGAUAAUGAUCCAAGCGUGCAGAAUACUGAAGAAACUGUGAAAAAUAAACUGAAUCAGUUUGAACAAGCAUGUGCUGAUCAAGCAAACGAGAAAACACCUGCUAAAAGUGCAGAAACUCCCAAAGAACAGAAAAAUAAUCUAAGGAAACAAUUUGUCUCUGACAUUCCAGUUGAAGCUUUUGAGGCAACAAAGAAUGCUGAAAUAUUUGGAAGAAAAAUUACAAUUUCAUACACUUUAUCUACUUCACACCCCAAGAAACGAAAGAAUAGAGCCUGGAAGUAUAAACGAAGAAAAUUUAAACGAACUCCAAAGACAAUGAAAUUGCUGACACAGCAUGAUGAUGACAAAGCUGCAUUAUGCAUUGAAGCUCAACGGAACCUCCUCCGUUUACAGCAAGCAUAUAUACGACAGUAUAAGAAAGUCGCAAACAUCCCUGCAAAUACAUCUUGGACACCAAAUGCCACUCCAGCCUGA